Messenger RNA from Oncorhynchus keta (chum salmon), 8326 nucleotides. Its product is annotated as UHRF1-binding protein 1-like. The record is from RefSeq and is a predicted model, not a curated record. Lineage: Eukaryota; Metazoa; Chordata; Actinopteri; Salmoniformes; Salmonidae. The coding region runs from base 119 to 4207 and encodes 1362 amino acids. The transcript is spliced from 21 exons.
UAAGGGUAGUUUUUCAUUUCGCUGAAGAUGAGGUGGAGUGGAAUGUGAAGAGAAUAUGUCUAUACGCUAGCUAGCUACAAAUAAAUAGUUUAGCUAGGUUAUUCUCACCAACACCGCAAUGGCAGGAAUAAUCAAAAAGCAAAUAUUGAAACAUUUGUCCAGGUUCACCAAGAACCUGUCCCCAGACAAGAUCAACCUCAGCACGUUGAAGGGCGAGGGUCAGCUGUCCAACCUGGAGCUGGAUGAGGAGGUGCUGCAGAACAUGCUGGACCUUCCCACCUGGUUGGCUGUCACCCGGGUCUACUGCAACAAGGCUGCAAUCAGGAUACAGUGGACAAAGUUGAAGACCAGCCCUAUUUGCCUGUUCCUGGACAAAGUAGAAGUGGAGAUGAGAACGUGUGAGGAGCCCCGCACCCCAAAUGGCCCCUCCCCUAUUGCCAUCACUGCUGGCCAGAGUGAGUAUGGCUUUGCUGAGAAGGUGGUGGAGGGUAUGUCAGUCAUCAUCAACUCUAUCACCAUCAAGGUGCAGUCCCGUGCCUUCCACGCCUCCUUCGAGCUCUGGCAGCUCCAGGGUAACAGUCUCAACCCCAAAUGGCAGAAGACUGACCUCCGCUACACCCGCAUCACGGACCCAAAAAGAGGAGAGGUGUUGACGUUUAAGGAGAUCAACUGGCAGAGUCUGCGUAUCGAGGCUGAUGCCAUAGAGAGUGAGGACCAGGACCUGAACAGUACCCCACUACGCCUCAUCACCAACCAGGGACGCAUCCGCAUUGCCUUGAAGCGCAGGCUGAAGGACUGUAAUGUGCUGGCCUCUAAGCUACUCUUCAUCCUGGAUGACCUGCUGUGGGUGCUGACGGACUCUCAGCUCAAAGCUGUCAUCCACUACGCCAAGUCCCUGAGCGAGGCUAUGGAGAAGUCUGCCCAGCAGAGGAAGACCAUGGCCGCAAAGUCCCUACAGACUGCACCACCUUCCCCUGGUAUACACACUCUAUGGACAAACCCUCCACCCUCUCCCAGUGGUGGAGUCCCCAGUACCCUGGACCAGUACUUUGAUCAACACGAUGUCAAAGAGUCCUCCUACCACACCUUCAUCUCUCGUCUAGACCUGCACAUAUGCAACGACAGUUCCUCAGCAGACCCCGAUGAGCCUCCUCCUCCAUGCCCCCAUGGUGCAAUGCAGCUGACCUUCCGCAAGCUUGGUUUUGACUACUACCCCAUCCACAGGCCUGGUGAUGGCUGUCGGCAUUGGGAGCGUCACUGUGGGGCGAUGGAUGCCCGGGCCCAGUGGGCUGGCAUACUACUGCAGGAGUUCCAGAGGAGGGUGGAAGCAUCAGGGAUCCCUGGGCCAGACUCUAAGGUCCCCAACCAGGCCAAGGACUUCCCUGCCAAGAGGACCCAAGAUGGACAACCCAACCCCAAGGCCAGCCCUCCUGAAAGGGAGCAGAUCUCCAAGAGGACCUCGAUAGCACAACCUCUCCCGUUGAACCCUCUUAAGAGGCUCCGCUCCAGCUGUGUGGUGGUACGAAUGGAUGACCUGGAUAUACAUCAGGUGUCUACAGGGGGAUGCCACAGCAAGAAGACCCCGUCCUUAAUAUCCUGUAACCGCAAGGCCCUGAACCUAGCAGACAAUAUACCAGCCAUCCACCUGCAAUUCACAGAGUAUUACUUCCCUGACAACCCCGGUUUGCCUGUACCCAAUACUAACCUAUAUGCCCAACUGAACGGCCUACAGCUGUGCCUGGACCCAGCCAGUCUGCUGUGGGUCAACCUGUUCUCUAGGGGCCUGCUGCGUACCCUGGAGCAGGUCAAAGCCUUCUACCACCUCCAUGACAGCAGCAAGGCAGAGGAGCACAUGGACAUCCACAUGGACGCAGCUCAGAUCAAGCUGAUCAUUCCCCUGGAGUCGUCGAUCAUGGACCACCAGGACAGGCCCCAGUCCCUAAGCAUCACCGUUCCCCAGAUGGUCCUCAGCAACACACGCCACUCCCCCCACGGCACCCGGGCCGACCUCCACUCCACCUACAGCAGCUUCUCCACCUGCCACUUCUUCCAGUCAACUCCCCCUUGCUCCUUCCCCCGAGACCAGAGCUCCUUCCUCCCCCUACCCUCUGCCUUCCUCCAUCACUCCCUGGAGAUGGAGCCCCUGUCCCUCUCUGAGAGGAGGCCCCUAAGGCCCAAGGAUGUCUGGUUCUUCAGCCUGUCCCGUCUGUCCAUGAGCUUCGAGGGGGCGAGGAAAAGCAACAGGGGCAGAGCUCACCCCUUCGUGGAGCCUUUCACCAUUUCUGUGUGGAUGUGUCGUCCGUCUGUGUUUAAGGUCAGUUCCCUAGUCUCCUCCCCCAAUGAACCAGCUCCUGUUGAUCCCAACCUUAAAACCCCAGAACAGCAGGAAAACCAUCUCCCGCCCAACCUGGAACACAACCAGGACAGUCGACAGGAGGUUGCAGUGGCUUCUAUCCACUUCCUGGCCCAGGCCAUCACACCGGUCAAGGUGUGGCUCAACCACUACCAGUAUGUUGCCCUGUUGCGGAUGAAGGACACCCUGGCCAGGCUGGGGCACGAGUUGGGCCGGGACACCAGGGACUCUAAGCAGGCCAAGGGCCAGGAGGCUGACCCCCCUACGGUGUGCCUAGCCCUCCUAAUGGACUCAGUGGAGCUGGGGCUCCUGCUACCACCUGCAGCCACGGAGCCAGAGGAGGCCCACAACCCAGGGUCUGAAAGCCCCAGCCUGACAGACUCCGAUCUCUCCCCCACUCACCAGGCUACUUCACCAGGCCCUCUGGAGGACAGUGGGAUAGGAAACACCACUGCCACCAUCAACAGCUCUCCUCCCCUUGAGCAGGAGGUGGAGGGUGUAGUAGAUGAGGCCAGCGAGGCAGUGGAGGUCAUGGAGGGGGAGAUGGCCCAGGGGGAUGGCAGUGGUCCUGUUCUCUCUCCUCCCUUCUCCCCUGAACACCAUCACUCCCUCCUGUCCAGGGACCCCUCUACCUUCAGCCUGGAGGGAGAGCUGUCCACUGCCCUCACCUCAACCAAGGACGUCACCAAAGAUGCCUUUAGUGCCUCCCUGGACCUGACUAAAGGGGCGUUCUCCAUCACAAAAGAUGCCUUCAGCUUCAUGAGUCGCGGGUCGGGGAUGAGCAAGCUGUUCAAUCCACAGGCGAAGGAGCAGCGCCCUGAGGAGGGGUCCCCCAUAGCCAGCCUGCGGCUCCAGUCCAUGAACCAGUCUCUCUCGCAGCACUCAUUUGACAGUGCUAUCCUGGACGGCAGCCUACCCAACGACCACCUCUCAGUGGAAAACGAUGCCAGUGAGAACUUUGUCAUCCUCAUGGAUGACUCAGGGGUAGUGUCCAUGAUGCGACCCAAUGGCACCCCGGGGCCCAGUGGAGGCAGUCCUGCCCUGGGGACAGAGGGGGGGUCCUCAGCUGACCUGAGCAGCUCCCUGUCCCAGAGCAUUGAGAACAUCACACAGGACACAACCUCUGUGUUGUUGCUGGUGCUCAGUGGGAUGGCCUGUGUGGCAGACCUGAAGGGAGAGGACCUGGUGGUGGCAGUGGAGGCCCAGGAUCUCAUCCUAAGACAGAUGGGCAACGUCAGGGUCUCUGACCUGCUGACUGAACUGAUGCCAGUGCCUGGUGGGUCUACCGUUGGCCACAGGCAAGGCUGCAGGGCAGUUCCCGUGGUGGGCAUACGGAUGGAGAUGGGUCCUUCUGCAGCGCGGCAUGGUUCUCUAUCUGGGUUGGUGGGUCACCUGGAGCUGGGUGUGCGAGACUGUCAGGUGGAUCUGUUGGUUUCUACCCUGGCCACCUUGGGGCCCUUCCUGGAGGAUGAGCUCAGUGCGGACAUCCAACCCAUUAAGAUCCGGCUGGAAAACAUCACUAUCACUCUGAAGGAUGAUGGUCCCAAGGUCUACCCCACGGCCCCCCAGCCCCAACCUGUCACCUUUACCGUAGACCAGGUGGUUGUGGAGCGAUCUGAUGACGGCAUUUUGAGAAUCAAAGGUGGUGAAGGCACAGUCCCAAGAGACUCAGCAGGUGGUGCUGUGGUAUGUUUGGAGAAGCCAGACUGUUGGACAGAACGAACACUGUCGAUCACGAAUACUUUCCUGGAGUCGCAGCUAUUGGAAGCUCAGUCGGCCCUCUCUCAAGCACUCACUGACCGAGAGCGUCUCCUCUUGGAAGUCAGGAAGUAUGACCCCAUGUUUGACCUGUGACCGCUUUACUUCCCCGGCCAGCAGAGGGCAAUAUACUGGCACUACAUCAAUAAGGGAGUAAAGGAACUGAUAGAAAUGUCUGGACAAAAUUAGCUGUCUGAACCCAGGCAUAUGACAAUUUCUAAAGAACAGUGAUGAGUACCUAACAGUGGAAUCCACCCUGAUGGUUCCAAAGUUCAAGCUCUUGUAAUGAAUUGCACAAACAAACAGUGUGUCACUUCCAGAGAACACAUAGGGGGCCCCUGUAGAAAACAGGUGUUCUACUGUAGUCACUCUUUACACACUGACGGGUAUUGCUGUACAUUUAAAGCUAUUUACACCUAGUUUGAAUUUAAACCACCAUAGAGAAUAGUUGACUCAUUGUUGUGCUGCACCUCACUGGCCAUCUAUCUUUAGCAAAUAUUUUAUUUGAAGAACACAUGCCAAAAUUAGUCUACUAUGCAGUCUUCUAUGCAGAGAACUGUCAGUUUAGUAGUGUUAAGAUUCCAUUGAUGUUGUUUCCUGUACACAUCUUUCAAUGUCAGGCAUGCCCUGUGAAGACCACUAGAGCUCUAGGAAUGUUGGUGUGUGGGUUUACAAACACCCACCAAGCUGCAACUAUAAAACUGUUCGCUAUUGUAAAGUAGAUCCUGUUCAUAGUUGUACAUAACUGUACGUCUGUAUAGUUAGUAGCUGGUAUUUUAGAUGCAUUCAUGUAACGUUGUUUAGGAUGAUUGUGUAUUAAAUAGAAGUGGGGAAGGGAAAGAAAACCACUGACUUAAAGCAGUACUGCAUUGUAAACAUGGAGCUCCUGUCUGUGGGAUCACCAGACACACCUCCGCAUAGCUAUCCUUUUGAAUGGUUGUGUAUCUGAGAAGGGGAAAGCUCUAUCCACACUGUUCUCAGAUACCAGGUCAAAAUGUUCCCGUCUUAUUUUUCUUGCAUUUAAAAAAAAAAAAAAAAAAAACGUAUAUGAACGGUAAAACUAAAUUUGGUGGUUGAAUGUUCAGAUGACACAUGCUUUCUGAUCUUUUGAGGACAGUUAAGACAAUGGUUAUGGUACAUUAACUGGUUUAGUUUGUUACUUGAGAGGUGUACCCUGCACUCAGACAGGUAUUGGUUGAUCUCCUUUACUCACCCAUCUGCAUGGAGAAACACCAUCUAGGUAUAUACUAAUACCUCACUGACCAUCCACAGAAUUAGACUUCAAUAAGUCCUUCUGCUAUGUCUAACUUUUAGAGGAGGGGAGUGGAUUGGGGUAUAUUCAUCUAUGGUUAGAAGCCCCUGUUUUGGAUCCCAGUGUGGAUGAAAUGUAGUGUUAUUAUUUUGAUAUGAACUGUUACAGGCAGUCAUGAAUAUUUACUUUUUACAGCUAUUUUAAAUAAUUUUUGAUAAGACAGUCUUGCUACUAGCCAUCUCAACAAACACAUCAGAUCAAAGAAUACAUAGAGAUACUGCAUCUUAAUUGCGUAUAUACACACAAAAUGUGUAAAAUGCUAAUGCUUUUAUCUACACUAAAACUGACAGGUGCACUAAUGCCAAUUUGUUGUCUUCUACCCAUUGGAUACCUUUCUAUUACUAUGGAACACCUGUGAAGCCUUUGUACUAAUUGGAGUUAUAUUAUUUAAUGUGGUUAUAUAAUUAGAUUUUUGUUAGUAAUUAUAGGAUAUCUAAUGUGGAGUUGACAAAGUUUAUUAUUUCUAAAAUGUUUGUCUCAGAAGAUUGGUACUUAAGAGGAGAGACAUUGGGUUAACGUGACUUAGAUCAAAGUCACACUCAGCAAAACAAGUGUGAAUAGGGAGAAAGUCAAUUGUGUCAAGAGACUUGUGUAUGUGGUAUGGUGCUAACAAGGUAACUAACCCUUGGUUGAGCUUUUAGCAUCAUUCUCCACUCUCUUCUGAGUGGAACUGCGAGACCUCUGGUGGCCAUAAUAAUAUACCACUAUACCAAGCCUCUGGGCUUGUUUCUCUGGUUGCCUUCUGAUAUUAAUGUAUGAAUGAUAGUGUUACAUUCUGAUUGAGAGAUGUAGCAUGAAGCAAAGGAUGAAUUAUGUUGUACCCAUAGCCUGAGAAUGGUUUUAAGCAAUUAUUAUUAUUUUUUUUAUGUAAAAGUGAAAAUGCCUAAGAUUAACAAAUUAACUUGUCUAUAAUGUGUCAGUUUUUUCCCUCGUCAUGCAUGUUUGUAUUUGAACAUUCCCUAAAGGUCACAUUCAGUGUAACAAAGUAGUGAUUCCGUUACGAAUAAUAUCAACAACUCUCAGAAAAUACAUACUGCUACCCAAUUGUUUUUUUGAUUGUAGAUAUUUGCUUUUAGUUGUUUUUUUUUUUGCAUGGCCUUGGCUGUAGCUAGGUUUCCAUCCAAUUGGCGACAGAUUUUCAUGUGAAUAUUCUAUAAUCCGCAUUAAAACAAUAUGUCCAUGUUCCCAUCAGAGUCGUUUCCAUCAUAUUGAUUUGUUGCGGUUAAAGGUUGUGCGCGAUGUAGUGCACAUAAAAAUAACUUUUGCGGUUAAAUUCCCAUUCAGGGCUCGACCCACCCCGUGUAUAAUUAAGAACAACAAGCGAUGCAGGCGAAACAGACAGGGUAGGCUUAGAUACUUGAGAACAUUUUGUCUCAAAAUGUAUUUCUUUUUAAGCAUAAAUACAUUUGCACAAUUAGCAUAGACAUGAGAUUGGUCAAAACAAGACAUGGUAUCAAUAACAUUAUAAACUGGAUUGUUCGAGCCCUGAAUGACGAUUGGAUGAAAGUACCGUUUACCACGGGUUUGACAAAACAUUUAUUUUUACUGCGCUAAUUGCGUUGGUAACCAGUUUAUAACAGCAAUAAGCCACCUCAGGGGGUUGUGGUAUAUGGCCAAUAUACCACGGCUAAGAGCUAUUUGAUCAAAUAAAAGUUUCGCAAUGAUUACGUUGUUAGGAGUCUACUGAUAGAAGUAGGAUGGAUUCGUGACAAUCCGGUAACUUUGAGGGAAAAAAAACACUUCUAUAGUUUGUGUUUGGUCUUCACAAACUACCACAGCUUCAAAGCAAACACCGCCCAUUUCUAAAAUAUAUAUUUUUAAAAUGUGAUUUUAAAUGUAACCCCAGCCACACUGCUAACCGUAUGCCUAACCUUAAAUUAAGAACAAAAAGCACGUUUUUGUUGAUUCAUUUUCACGUAGCCAAUUUUGACUUUGUGCCUGUGACGAUAACUAGUGGAAACCGAUGUGCAUGUAUCUGCACGCUCAUUGGCUAUAAUGGUCCCACCGCCUCCCGACUGCCUUCCAUUUUUGAAGACGUUUAAUUGUUUGAGCAGCCACUAGAGUAUCUGGUCAAUAUCAUGGAUAAUCUGUGAUACGAGGUGAAACGAGACACAUUUGAUUUCCCACAUAGCUAGCAACAAUGACAAGAGGCUGCCAUCUGACCUUUCAGAAUCAUAAUGCACGCCUUCCUGCCAUAUCGAUGCGCGCACAUUUUCUUGACGUUGUCAGCCAAUCCGUCUAAACCUGGUUAUUGUAAGUGAUGUGGAAGGAAAGCUGCAGUUGUAUGACUGACUAAAAUCCAUGCUCACCCCCUCCUUAGAACAACUCUGUAAACCCUCUCCAUCCGCAGCAGGAUGGAGAGGGCUCAGCCCCCAGCCAGCUUCCACUCAGCCCCCAGCCAGCUUCCUCUUCACAGGGGGCAGCCUGUCAAGUUACACUUCUGCUGCCUCUUCAACUGAUCUGGGUUACCAUGACAACAGCCCCGAGCCAGCCAAAUAGUGCCAUGCAUGAGGGGGUGGGCCUGGCAUACUCUGUCCCUUUAGUUAUUAGAAUGACUUUGCAAGAAUAUAGUAUUCUCAUUGUUGUGUAGUGAGUGUGUACAUGUAAUAAUCAAAUGGAUUAUUUAUUUUGCUCUGUGGAUUAUUUGCACUUUUAAGUGUGGUACAUUAACUGUAAAUUGCACUUUUAGUGUGACAGUGAGAAUCAUCCCAGAGAAGAUAAUGUCCUGAUACAUUUGUUGAGACCCUCUGACUGUGUUUUGUCAAAUUUGUGUAACAUUUGCUUAGAAUUCCUCACCCAAGAUGUUUUAAUGUCAUUCAAUAAGACUUAUGUAAACUUGGUUCUGUGAACCAAAUUAGUAUGUGAGAAUUUUUCUAAGUGAUAAAAUAUUGACGCAACCUUUA